Molecule: messenger RNA, 1178 nt
Organism: Owenia fusiformis
Lineage: Eukaryota; Metazoa; Annelida; Polychaeta; Sabellida; Oweniidae
Source: the annotation of a GenBank genome assembly
AUCGUAGUUAUACCUUGAAAUUCACUUCCGGUGAGAAGCAGAACAAACGGCGAACAAACUUUCGAAGAUUUCUUGUGAUAUUUUGGGCUAUGGCAACAUCUCAUCAAAAUGAAGAAAAGGAGGAGCAUCUGUUUCUAGCUGGGAUUAUCAAGAGCACUCAUGCAAAACUGAGAGGACAACUCAAACAAAAUACAGAAAACUACAGCAAGAUUUGGAGUGACCACUGUAACGACAAAAAUACAUUGAAAAAGUAUGCUGAAGCAAUGCAUCUACUUGCUACAAAACAUUGGACAAAAUCACCUCAGACCAGAAUAGAUUGGUGUAGGGAUAUCUGUAAGAAUUAUUUCUUUGGUGAAGGAUUACAAAGUGCUAGGGAUAAAGAUGCAAGACGUAAGCAAUUCCGGAUCAAUGAAGGAUGCACAAAAGACUAUGAAUGCAUGAACUCUAACCCUGUUUUGAGCAUAAAACUGCCAUUUGAGGGUAAAAUCCAGCUAUUUGAUGUAGGAAGCUGUUAUAACCCAUUCCUGACAUUCCCAGAGUUUUCUUCUCUAGCAGUUGAUAUAAGCCCAGCAACAGAAACCGUCCUGUCGUGUGACUUCUUAAAUCUUCAACUAACCGAGUGGACAUAUGAGUGCAAUCCUGCUGAUGGAUUAUCAAUGACUAGUUUCAAAUCGCCACUUACGGAAGUACCAAGAGGAGCUUUCCAUGUUGUUGUAUUCUCUUUACUGUUGGAAUACUUACCAUCAACUGUACAAAGAUGGCAUUGUUGUCAAAAAGCAUGUGACCUUUUAGUAGAUGACAGCUUGCUUUUGAUUAUAACACCAGACUCAAGCCACCAGAACAAACGUCAAAAUAUGAUGAAAAGUUGGAGAGUUGCUAUAGAAUCAUUAGGCUUUACCAGAUAUUGUUAUGAAAAACAGGAGCAUCUACAUUGUAUUGCAUUCCGUAAGACUAAAAAUUUAGAUCCUAUGUGUUUGGAAAAGUGUCACCAAUCGGAGGGAGUUUCACAUAGAAUGAUGUAUAUUCCACAAGACUCUGCUUCAAAGGAUUCCAAACUAGAUAACAGUGACACUAAGGUGUAGCAAAUCUCACCCAGCAGCCAUGCCUGCCAUUUUUACAAAGUCCUCCAUUGCUUUUUCAGUUAUAGCAAAAAUCGUAAAAUAGCACACAUAAAAAUG